GACCUGCGAGGAGCUGAGACAGUACAGCACUGCUGUCGUGUAGAGCCACCGCACUGAUGAAGGGACCGCAGCGGAUAGCUGUCAUAAAUUUCCCGUUUUGAUUUUUACUCCGUAUCACAACACGUCCCUCCUUUCCUGUCGGGAUCGCGCUGUCGCUGUGGGUCUUUCAUUCGGAGGACUCGCCCUUUUCUCCGGGAGUCUGAAUGGAAGCAGCAGCCGAGGGAGCGGUUGGGCUGUCCGAGGCCAGGGACGGGAGUCCGUUAUCCGGGGCCACAGCAUCCGAUGAUGCGGACACUGUCAUUGGAGUCAGCUAUGGCAUGGACGCCGCAGACAUGGAUGCUGCUGCUAAGAAGGCCUUCAUCACAGAGAUGCCCUCAUCAUCAGGCCUGCCUGGUCAGGGUAAGAAGAUUGGCCACAGAGGGGUGGAUGCAUCAGGCGAGACAACUUAUAAAAAGACAACAUCCUCUGCCUUGAAAGGUGCCAUCCAGCUUGGCAUCGGCUACACAGUGGGCAACCUGAGCUCCAAGCCUGAGAGAGACGUGUUGAUGCAGGACUUCUACGUGGUGGAGAGCAUCUUCUUCCCAAGUGAAGGCAGCAACCUGACCCCAGCCCACCAUUUUCCAGACUUCCGCUUCAAAACCUACGCUCCUGUGGCCUUCCGCUAUUUCAGAGAACUGUUUGGCAUUAGGCCGGACGACUACUUGUACUCGCUGUGCAACGAGCCCCUGAUCGAGCUCUCCAACCCUGGAGCAAGCGGCUCGGUCUUCUACCUGACCAAGGACGAUGAAUUCAUCAUCAAGACUGUCAUGCACAAGGAGGCUGAAUUUCUACAGAAGCUGCUGCCUGGAUACUACAUGAACUUGAAUCAAAACCCUCGCACCCUGCUGCCCAAGUUCUUCGGCCUCUACUGUGUCCAGUCAGGAGGGAAGAACAUCCGCGUGGUAGUGAUGAACAAUGUCCUGCCCCGUGUGGUUCGCAUGCACCUCAAAUAUGACCUGAAGGGCUCCACCUACAAGAGGCGAGCCUCCAAGAAGGAGCGGGAGAAGGCCAGGCCCACCUUCAAAGACCUUGACUUCAUGCAGGACUUGCAGGAUGGGCUGAUGCUGGAUCAGGACACUUACAAUGCGCUGGUCAAGACCCUGCAGAGAGACUGCCUGGUGCUGGAGAGCUUUAAGAUCAUGGACUACAGCCUGCUGCUCGGGGUCCAUAACAUGGAUCAAGCAGAGAGGGAGAGGCAAAUGGAAGGCUCUCAGGGCACCAGUGAUGAGAAGAGACCCGUGGCCCAGCAGAAGGCCCUCUACUCCACAGCCAUGGAGUCCAUCCAGGGGGGAGCUGCCUGCGGAGAGUCCAUCGACACUGAUGACACGAUGGGAGGUAUCCCAGCGGUCAAUGGAAAAGGGGAGCGGCUUCUUCUGUACAUCGGAAUCAUUGACAUCUUGCAAUCCUACAGGCUAAUCAAGAAACUGGAGCACACGUGGAAGGCGUUGGUUCACGACGGGGACACGGUGUCAGUCCACCGGCCAGGUUUCUAUGCAGACAGGUUCUUCAAGUUCAUGAGCAACACAGUUUUCAAGAAGAGUUCCUCUUUGAAGUCAUCCCCAUCCAAGAAAGGUCGCGUGUCAUUGACGGUGCCUAAGUAUCCCGGACCGGGGGCAGCGUGGUCAGCCAGUCAGCUGCCCUGUGAGAGAGACGAGAAUAUCUACGACCUGAGAGGAGCACGCAGCUUCCCCACGCUGGAGGAUGAGGGACGACCAGAUCUUCUCCCUUGCACCCCUCCAUCGUUUGAAGAGGCUACAACCGCAUCGAUUGCCACCACUCUCUCUUCCACCACUUCACUAUCCAUCCCUGAGAGAUCCCCCUCCGACACAGCCGAGCACCCACGCUACAGGAGGCACACCCAGUCUCUCAGCCAUGAUGGAAGGACCCAGGAGGAGCUGCGUGUACGUGAGGAGGAUCAGCAGACCAUCACAGUGGAGGUGGAGGUGAAGAGACAUGACAGUGAACCCACCAUCUCUGCACCCCAGCCCUCAACUGAGGCCAGUGAUGUUAAGGAACCAGUGAAGGCCGAUGCCGAUGCUCCUGCUGCUCCUGCUGCUGCUGCUGCUGCUGCUGCUGCUGCUGCUGCUGAUGAUGAUGAUGAUGAUGCCAAUGCCACUGCUGUCCCUUCCAGCUCUUCCCCAGCUCCUGAAGCCUGUUCCUCACACCCCGGUCAAGCUGCUUCCUCUUCUCCUGGGGUAGAAGAGGCCUCUGAUGCCCUGGAGGCUCCGUCCAGCCCCAGGGUGGUGAUGGUGGAGGCGGACAGGGCCAGCCAGGUGUCCGGCUCUGGGUGUACAAGUCAGGCUUCAGUAGACGACGACGAUGACGUGCCAAUCACAGAUAUCUACUUUUUUCCAGAUGGGAGAACCUGGGUGGUUUCUCCUGUCCGACGGAAGGGGAAAUCUCAGUCUUAUUGUCUACCUCCAGAGGACAGGACCUGGGUGUACUCUCCGCUUCACUAUGGCUCAGAGUCUAAGGCCCUGCCGGAUGGGGAUGGGGAAAGUGAGACAUAAACCUUGGUGUGUGGCAGAGAGGGAACGCCCCAGUGAAGAGGACUCAGCGGUCUGACGCACACACCUCAGCGGUGGCAGCAGGAUCCCGGUCCAAACCUGGAUUUUAAACAUAAAUACCAACAAAACUGAACAAACCGAGGAACAAAAGUGACUGGCUACCAGAAGGAGAAAAAAAAAUCCUCUCAGUGAUGACAUCACUGAUAUCCAACCAUCCCCACCUUUCACCCUUGACAAACAAACAGGAAAAAAGCGAUACAGGAGCCACUUGUAUGUUUGCCACCCAUAUGAGGCUGUAUGUUUGCCCAGUCAAAACAAAACAUCUAGACAUCUCUGCCACUGUCACAUUUACAUUACAUUUACUGAAUACAUACAGCAAUUGAAAGGUUUUUUUUUUUUAGUUCAUAUUUAUUUAUAUCAAAUCAUUUUCUUUGUGUUCAUUUGUUUUUACAAUUUUUGUAUUCAGGCACUUUUUUCCCAGCCAUUUUACUACUGUGAACGCCUAUUUAUUUUGUUUGUUUGUUUGUCUUCACUAUCAACGGUACUUUGUUACCAAGAAAGAGCUCCUCUCUUUUAUGCUGAAACAUUUUUUCUGAUGUGAAUCAGAAGAUCUUUUCAUUUGUGUUUUCAUCGUUUACCUGCAGUUGAUGGCUUGUUAAAUACUAUCCUUAAUAAUUUAGCAUUUUUUGUUUUGAAGUGUUUAUCUUGUAAAUUCAGUGUUACCACGUUUUUUUUUUUCCACCACGCCCUCAUGAAAAUGCCCGAGGCCUGUCGUCUCUUGCCUUCUAAACAGACGGCAUCAAUCGCAACACUAGACAGUAGACAUUGUCGAUUAUUAGAGCAAUCUUCACAUCAUUACAAUGUCUUCCAAUGUUGACCUGCUUUUGGACAGAUGCACAGAAAUAAUUUUUUAAAGAAUAUAAAUACACAGAGGUUUUUUUGUGGAAUAACAUCAACAUAUCAGUAAUAUUUGCUACAUCUGGCUGCCCUCGCCUCCUCACUCGCAGGAACUCACUGACUGGACAAAACGUUUGUAGAUUUAGAGCAUCAGUCGUAGUAUUUGCAGUCGAUAUCGUACCUAUUCCAGUAUCUUUGGAUGGACACAGUGCUUUGCAGUGUUGACUUGGUGAGACGGUUUAUAAGUGGAUUGAAUGUUGUUUGCACAUAAGAAGAGAAACCUGAAAAUGAACUAGUGAUAGAGGCCAAAUAACACACAUUGUCACAUUCUCCAAAAGUCAUACUUUGUGUUGUGUUUUUUUUUUGUUUUUUUUUUUAAUAUGGAAAUUCUCCUCUCACAGGCUGAUUUUUUUUUUUUUUUUUAGACAGCACUUUAUUUUAGGAUUAUAGAGUGUGUAAAGGUGAAGUCGAUCACAAUCAUCAUAGGAUUAGUGUUUACUGUAGUAUCUCUGUGGCUGACUUGGUAGGACUCUCAACUAAGACAUACGUUAAGGUUUGACAAACUGACUUUAUUUCUCCUGUUUUUUUUUCUUUCUUCUGUUUCACCACAAGUAGCAGGUUGCUUCAGUUGGUUGCUAUGUUUGUAUGUUUGUGUGUGUACGGCCAUGGGAAACACAUCAGUGUCAGACAUUGUAAAAUAGAGAUCAUUUCAUCCUCAUGAUGUGCAGUGGCCAGUUGUAAUCAGUUUGCUGUCGUUCAUCACCCGGAGACCAUAGCAGCAAUAUUUUGUACAGUCUUAGCUUUUAAGUUCAUUUUAAUUGCCUUAUUGGGAAAAUUUUAAAGGUAGGCCUAUGAUUUAUAUUUUUUUUCACUCGUGCUGUUGUAUUUAUUUUUUCUUUCCAAUAGUCGUGCUCCUGAGAAUGUGUACAUAGAAUUAUAAAUACAUAUAUAAAGAUAUAUAAAUAUAUUUUCCAUUUGAAUUGGAGAAUAUUAUUUUUAUUUGGUUUUAUUUUUUGCUGCUGGGCAAGAAAUGAUUGCGAUCUACAUAAUUUACUGUACCAUAUCCUUCAGCGUGUUUAUUGAGAUGCAGCUAUAUUUAUGGUCUGUAAAUCGCAGCUGUUUCUUUGUAAGAUAUCCGAAACUGAAAGAUUUGUCGAUUUUACUGUACAUGCAAAUCAGUAGGGGUUCUUCCGACUGUUCAGCUGUGUUGUGUACGUGUUUUCAAAUCGCCGUGUGCCCUCAUCCUAUAGGGAGAGUCCUUUACAGAGACAUAGCAUGAUUUAAAAAUGAAUAUGCAUAUCAGAAAUGUGUAUUUAUGUAUAUCUGUGUAUAUUCAUCUAUUUAUACAUGGAGAUAAAUAGAUGGCCGUGUGUGUGUGUGUGUUUGGACUCGAUCAGAAUGAAUACAAAAUAAAGCAGUUCUAUGUCUAUGAA
Molecule: messenger RNA, 4876 nt
Organism: Myripristis murdjan (pinecone soldierfish)
Lineage: Eukaryota; Metazoa; Chordata; Actinopteri; Holocentriformes; Holocentridae
Gene: pip5k1ca
Product: phosphatidylinositol-4-phosphate 5-kinase, type I, gamma a
Exons: 19
Coding region: 204-2549 (781 amino acids)
Biological process (GO): phosphatidylinositol phosphate biosynthetic process
Cellular component (GO): plasma membrane
Molecular function (GO): 1-phosphatidylinositol-4-phosphate 5-kinase activity
Source: RefSeq, a predicted model, not a curated record